Molecule: messenger RNA, 757 nt
Organism: Mya arenaria
Lineage: Eukaryota; Metazoa; Mollusca; Bivalvia; Myida; Myidae
Exons: 4
Coding region: 56-532 (158 amino acids)
Source: RefSeq, a predicted model, not a curated record
AGGAGCACCAUGCACUUGUUCUACGUACGGUUUAGAGUGGUACGAUGACCCGACAAUGUCACCAGGAUUAGUGUAUCUUGCAAAGAAGCGCGCGUAUGAAAGUUUCGUACCGCCGGUUUUGGUGGGCCCAACUGAGUGUCAAACGAUUCCUGUGCCAUUUAUUCCAGACUCUGGAAGCAGUUUCACAUUUGUUUUCACACCAAUUCAACUUGCUUUCAGUAUCAAUCUUAUUAUGGAUGCAUAUAACUUCUACAUACAUGUCGCAAUAAGACACGGAUACUUCCUCAUGGAUUACUACAAAGAUGGUCGGUGGCGUCACCUCCCUGCAGACAUAGUAUACCCAGGAAUCGUUGGCCAGGUGCAAGAAGUUACGUUGGCAAUCUAUUCAGACCACUGUCAGGUAUUACUCGAUAACAAGUUUAUAGGACAAUUCGAAUCCCCACACAAGGCGAGCAAGAUCACUAAAAUAGUUUUCUGUCCAGAAAACGCUUUUGUCGAAUGGCAUUCCGUGGAGUGUAAGGAUACAUCCUAAAAUGGUGCAAAAUAUGCCCUAUUACGUUAACAUGCGUGAAAUGCAUUUGAAUUUAAAACUACGUAUAGUAAAAUAACACAAAACAUAGGAAAAUUGAAUGCAAAUAUUUUCUACGGCGGACAAUAAUUACUCUCCAAGUUUCCAUACCAUGGCAGAUAUUAACCAAAUACAUGUAUUAUUUGUGGAUAUUUUUCUUGCAAUUAUAACAAAUUUACAUGAAUAUAA